AUGCCAAAAGAAUCAAAUCAAUCUAAAUCAGAUUCUAGAGCGUUACGGCGCCUGGAUCCGUACAAUAAAAGUCCUCGAGAGAGGGAAGAAGAUCCGGGACGAAGUUCGCGCCAUUCGAGUGGCGAAAAAGCAAGGUCGCGUCCUUCACAAUCCGCCAGUCGUUCAGAGACUCGUAGUCGCUCACGUUCGCCAUCUGAACCGCCACAAUGGGCGAGAGAGUUGUUAAAGAACCAGGAGGAAUACAGAAAAGAAAUAAAACGUCUACAAAGCGAAAUCGAGCGUGGUCGAACGUCUAUGUCGACACGGGAUGAGCGAGUACUCGAACCUGUCUUCAAAUAUGUGGGGAACAAAAAACAAUACGAGCUAAAUAACAGCGUCGCUGACAAGAUUCAAGUAGCCCUAACGACUACCGACAAACAGCAACUAACGGCUGCGUUGAACGAAGGUAAGAGCUUGCUAAAUGAAUUAAUGAAAGAAACAAACAUAUUUUGUUAGCAGAGAAAUUUGGUUGGGACACGCGAGGGGACACGGUCGAAUGCUACACUGCUGAGCCUCUUGCCGCCGAUGAAAAACGGAUUAAAAAGGCUGUGAAGGAGAGUCAGCGUAUUAGAGACAAAAAGAAAAGAAAUUAGGACAUUCUACGAAAUCUAAGAGGCACUUUAUGUGGUCUAGCGGGUCCCAAACGGAACGUAAGGGCGUUGUUGACAGAGCAUCGUUUCCCGCGCAACGGGGAGUUUUGGCGGGAAAGUCGGAGGUAUUGCGUAUUAAACAAUACAAGCGGUGUUUGUUUUCGUUGCCUCAGACCCGGCCAUUUCGCUAGGGAUUGUCGAUCCGCAAACACAAGAACAGUCACUUUUAAUGGAGCACAACCUAGUGGACCCUCUUUGCAACCAAAUACCCAGUGAUUGGGAGAGGGAUAACUUUGUAAAUAGUAGGAAUGAUUCAUGUACUAAUAUUGAUGGUUCAAAUUAUUGUUCGUUUGUUGAUAUUGAAAACUUGGAGCUUUGCUCAGGUACAAUAGUGAAGGGACGACUGCGAGAAAACAUUUCUUUUUGGGAGAGCAUUGGGACUAACCGAUGGGUACUGGAGAUAAUUCGGGAAGGAUACUGUUUACCGUUUAUUGAUAUGCCAGAGCAAGUAGUGUUAUCUAAUCACAGGAGUGCUUUCAAAUCAUCCAAAUUUGUGACACAAGAAAUAGCCAAACUUCGGUUAUCUGGGGUGCUAGUGGAGGUAAAAGCACACAAGUUGACUGUCUGUAAUCCCUUGGGCGUAGUGUUUAAUAAUGCACAGAAGCCCAGAUUGAUUCUGGACUUGCGUUAUGUCAACAAGCAUUUGCGAUCUUGUAAGUUCCAAUACGAGGACAUUCGGACAGCUGCAAACUUGUUCAAAAAAGGGGAUUGGUUUUUCAAGUUUGAUUAUGCCAGUGGAUAUCAUCACAUCGAGAUUUUCCCUGAGCAUACCCAAUUUCUUGGUUGCUCAUGGGAGGUUAAUGGUGUCCAAAAAUUUUUUAAAUUUACAGUCCUCCCAUUUGGUUUGUCCACUGGCCCGUAUGUAUUUUCUAAGGUGCAGAGGGCUUUAGUUAAACACUGGAGAGGGAAAGGGUUCAGAGUUUUUACAUACCUUGAUGACGGUGCUGGAGCAGAGACUAGCUUGGAGGAGGCUCUAAAAACAGCAACCCUAGUGAGACAGGACAUUGCAGACAGUGGGUUUGUAGCUCAUAAGGAUAAAUGUCAAUGGGAACCGGUCAACCGGUCCAAUCAGGGGA
This is a messenger RNA of Paramuricea clavata, 1765 nucleotides long. The record is from the annotation of a GenBank genome assembly. Lineage: Eukaryota; Metazoa; Cnidaria; Anthozoa; Malacalcyonacea; Plexauridae.